Messenger RNA from Vigna radiata var. radiata (mung bean), 1839 nucleotides. RefSeq lists its product as uncharacterized. The transcript has a single exon. Bases 1 to 1839 code for a protein of 612 amino acids. Lineage: Eukaryota; Viridiplantae; Streptophyta; Magnoliopsida; Fabales; Fabaceae. The record is from RefSeq and is a predicted model, not a curated record.
AUGGCCGCAGUGAAUACGUGGUCAACUCUUACGCGAGCGUUAGAAUCUCAAUUUGGGCCUUCUCCCUUUGAUUGCCCUAUGGCCGAAUUGUUCAAAUUGCAACAAGAUGGUUCGAUGUCUGAUUUUUACAUGAAGUUUAUGUCAUUGGCCAAUCGUUCUGUUGGUCUCAUUGAUGAAGCCUUGCUAAAUUGCUUUCUCAGCGGGUUACAUGUAGAAAUUAAGCGUGAUGUGCUUUCCUUGUCUCCUCCUACAUUGUUGCGAGUUGUAGCUCUUGCUAAAUUGUUCAAAGAAAGAUAUAUUCCAGUGCCUAAAACCAGUAAUACCACAUAUACUACAAGGUACUCUCGUAUCUCUACAGUUGGGCCGAAUUCCACAGGGCAAACCAAGUCUCUGUCCCAGGCAUCCUUACCUCCUCUGUUACCUACACCCACUGGACCUCCACUUAGACAAUCAGGGGUUAAGAAAAUCAGUCCUGCUGAAAUGCAAUUAAGGAGAGACAAAGGACUAUGCUAUUUUUGUGAUGAUAAGUUUACUUUUAAUCAUAAAUGUCUGAAUCGUCAAUUCCUGUUGUUGCAAUUAGAUGUUGAUGAGGGCGAGGAAUUUGUGUCAUGUGAAUCUCAACCCGUUAUAAAAAUUGAGGGUGUUGAGGUGGACAAUCAUCAUUUAUCCUUAAAUGCUUUGAAAGGACGAAUGAGAGUUGGCACAAUACAUUUCAUGGCUUAUAUCAACACACUACCAGUUUCAGUCCUUAUUGAUGGGGGCAGUUCCGACAAUUUCUUACAACCUCGAAUAGCUAAAUUUUUGAAAUUACCAGUGGAGCCUGCACCUUUCUUUAAGGUAAUGGUUGGUAAUGGGAAUUAUAUGACUGCGGAAGGGAUUAUUAGAGAUCUUAAAGUACAAGCUCAAGGGAACAUAUUUCAUCUUCCAGUAUUCUUGUUGCCAAUUUCGGGUGCUGAUUUAAUCUUAGGCGCUAGUUGGUUAAAGACCAUUGGACCUCGUAUAGCUGAUUAUGGUGCCUUACAUUUGAAGUUUAUGUGGAAUGGUCACUUUACUACCUUACGCGGAGAGCCUCUUGUUUCACCUGAAUGUGCCCAACUUAAUCAUAUUCGAAGAAUGAUUAACACCAAAUCUAUUGUAGAGGUGUAUAGUAUGCAGUUAAUCAAUGAUUCCCCUCAGUCUGGUAAUAUUUUUGACCUUCCUGAUUCUAUGGACCCCGAGUUAGUGGCUCUCUUAAAUAAGUAUCAUGUGGUUUUUGAGCCCCCUACUGCACUUCCUCCUUCUCGAUCUCAUGACCAUUCUAUUCCUUUAAUUGAGGGGUCGUUACCAGUGAAAGUUAAACCUUAUAGAUACCCACAUAGCCAAAAGGAGGAAAUUGAAAAAUUGGUGAGAGGAUUAUUGGAGGACGGUCUUGUUUGUCCUAGUAAGAGCCCUUUUUCUUCCCCAAUCAUUUUAGUAAAAAAAAAAGACGGUUCAUGGAGAGUCUGUACCGAUUACAGGGCUUUGAAUGCAAUUACGAUUAAAGAUACUUUUCCAAUUCCGACUGUGGAUGAAUUACUUGAUGAAGUACAUGGAGCUUCCUUCUUUUCCAAAUUGGAUUUAAGAUCUGGCUACCACCAGAUUUUACUCAAUCCUGAGGAUCGAUUUAAAACGACAUUUCACACACAUUUUGGACAUUAUGAGUGGUUGGUCAUGCCAUUUGGCUUAACCAAUGCCCCAGCGACGUUUCAGAGCCUUAUGAAUGACAUCUUUGCGGGUUUCUUAAGAAAGUUCGUCUUAGUUUUCUUUGAUGAUAUAUUGAUUUAUAGUGCUACACGGGAUGAUCAUCUUACACACUUAUAG